ACUUCCGGUCAAAAUGGCAUCCGCGGACAAAAAUGGAAAAUGGUCUCUUGAUGGGAAGCCUAUCAAAAUUGACAAGUGGGACACUGCUGCUCUAAAAAAUGCCUUGGAUGAUUCAGCAAAAAAUGUGCUAAUUAAAAAUCAUGGAUAUGUGGAGCACCAUGGUCUUAUGGAUGGGCGCCUUCUCAUCUGCACUAUAGCUGUAGCCUUUGCCAUGUUUGCUCUUGUGUGGGAUUACUUCAAACCAUUCCCAGAAUCUCGGCCAAUUCUCAUUCUUUGCGUUACUUCUUAUUUUGUUUUGAUGGGAAUUCUCACUGUCUACACAACAUACAAAGAGCGUGGCAUCUUCCUUGUGGCAUUAGAGAAAGAUCGGGCUGGAAUGGAUCCAGACAACAUCUGGACACUCUCCUCAUCUCUUCGCAAAUAUGAUGACAUAUAUCACAUAUGCUUGACCUUUACGGAUGGCAAAACAAAGGAGGAGAGAAAGACAGAGAUCUCCAAGUCUGUCGCCAGCUUUUUUGAUGAAAACGGGGUGCUCUGUACAGACCUGUAUGAACCCGAAAUUGAGAAGAUGCGAGAGAGUUUAACAACAGAUAAAAAAGGAAAGUGAUACUAACUGUUUUGGGUAUUACUUAAAAAGUUCAUUAUAAAACUGUUCCUCUCAUUGCUGUCUUUUUCCACAGGUGUUGGAAAUUAUCAUUAAGUUUUUGUUAAGAUGUCUUUUGAGUUGAUAAUUUAACUGUUGAUAAUAAAAUGAUCUUCAGUUUUCUGUUGACGUGUUGGUAAGUGC
Pomacea canaliculata is the source of this 787-nucleotide messenger RNA. Its product is annotated as probable signal peptidase complex subunit 2. NCBI's taxonomy places the organism in Eukaryota, Metazoa, Mollusca, Gastropoda, Architaenioglossa, Ampullariidae. The transcript has 5 exons. Gene Ontology annotation, cellular component: membrane; signal peptidase complex. Gene Ontology annotation, biological process: protein targeting to ER. The record is from RefSeq and is a predicted model, not a curated record. Bases 14 to 607 code for a protein of 197 amino acids.